GGCGAGCAUUUGACAGACACCCUGCACAUUCGCUCUCAACACUCUCUUUGUCUACUUACAUAGUACAUUGUCGUCACACUCUCCUCGGUACUGGCGAGGGGCACGUCUGGUGUGAAGGUCGGGCCUUCAUACAUUGUGCAUUCACCACUCGGUCUCGCAACUCCCGCAACCACCUCCUUCCUCCGUUAUCGAUACACCUUCCUGCACCACUCUCUCCUACAACCUGGCUGGUCCCAUCUUCCGAGCAUUCGCUGUGCUACCGGGACCACGGCCACUCACUAUGGGAAACUUGAACAGACUACUGUUGUCGAGCGCAGCAUGCCUCCUGGUUCUUCUCUUCUCCAUUCAAGGGGCUGAUGCUGCCAUUGAGCUCUCAUACUGUUCGUCGCAGAAUACGGCCGGGGGCGAACCGGAUUUCUGGACAUGGCAGUCCAACGGCUGGUGUUCCGACAAGUGCAGAAACGAUUAUGCCCUCGCCAUUGUACAAGGGAACGACUGUUGGUGCUCAAAUUACCUGCCUAAAGAACAAACCGACGUUUCCGACUGCAAUAUGGGUUGCCCUGGAUACCCUGACGAAAAGUGCGGCAGCGAAGAUGGCAAGCUUUUUGGAUACAUUUCCUUAAACAGGAAGCCAUCUGGCACCAAAGGUGCCUCGAAGCCUACAACUACAGAUCCGCCUGUGGCUCCGCCAAAAUCUACAAAAUCUAGUCCUGUACGCAAGGGGACGACGACUGCUGAGCCAGAGACCACCUCCCAAACGGUCACUGAGCCGCCGAGCGUCAUCACCUUGUCUCCUAGUGAUCGAUCUUCGACCACGAACGCGCCACCCGAAUCUACACGGUUCAUCACCGUCACUGGUGCAGGUGGAGGCACCACCAUUAUCACAAUUGUACCCACCUCGCCUGCGUCAGGGGCCUCUCCGCCGUCCAGCAAAUCGAACGUAGGUGCAAUUGUCGGCGGUGUCGUUGGUGGCCUAGCCGCGCUCGCUGCCAUUGUUGGAGGCAUCUUCUUCUUCCUGUGGAGACGGCGGAAGCAACAGAAAGAAGCCGAAAAAGGCGACUUCGGUGUCCAUCGCCAUACUAGUACUAUGAGCAAGCACGGAUUGAUACGGUCCGUUGAGAAGGAACCCAUCGCUUCUCCCGAGAUCGCUGCCAACAUAAGGCGUACUAGCCGGAUGAUGCCGGACGGUGACUCGAUCAGUCCCAGUGGCUCAGACAGGAGGAGCAGCAGACCGUACAUCUUCGAUCAGCGGCUAAAUCCGUCGGCCAUCAUGAUGCAGGAAAAUGCGAGUCAGGGAAGUUUGGUGAGCAUCGAUGAUAGUCGCGAUUAUGGGCGCACGCUCAACGUACGGAAUCCGGACCCAGAUCCCGACCCGGAUAGUUGAGGAAUCCGUUCAAAGACCGCUCAAGGGGCCCUAGCCGGUUCUCUGAGCACCGCCCAAUCCACGUCUGGGCGUCAGCAGCUACAUCACGACUUCACGAAC
Molecule: messenger RNA, 1483 nt
Organism: Westerdykella ornata
Lineage: Eukaryota; Fungi; Ascomycota; Dothideomycetes; Pleosporales; Sporormiaceae
Exons: 5
Coding region: 281-1384 (367 amino acids)
Source: RefSeq, a predicted model, not a curated record